AUGAGCUCCAUCGGCACCGGGUAUGAUCUCGCCGCCUCGACCUUUUCUCCAGAUGGCCGGAUUUUUCAAAGUUUUCUUUAUUUCUCAAUUCUUACUUAUUUCGUUUUUCAGUCGAAUACGCGCAAAAAGCUGUAGACAAUGGUGGAACAAUGGUUGCUUUACGAGGAAAAAAUGGUGUCGUGAUUGCUGUCGACAAAGUUAUCACGUCAAAGUUGUACAUUGAUGUGAGUUUUAAAUAACUAUUUUUAUUUUAUAAUCAUUUUUGUUCAGGAUGCAAACCCUCGCAUGUUCAACUGCAAUGAUAAUGUUGGUAUGGCGAUUGCUGGAGUUUAUCCCGAUGGUUUCGCUCUAAAGGUAGGAUUUUUUAAAUGUGCUCAUUUUAAUGGAAUGAUUCAGGAUUAUGCUUGUGGCGAAGCUAUCAAAUGGCUCAAGGAGUACCGAGAACCUAUGUCUGUGCAAAAGCUGGCCACUUCUGUCGCCGAAUACAUCCACAUUUUCACUUUGGGAAUCAGCCGACCGUUUGGCGCCUCGGCGUUCUUUUCCGCGUGGGAUAAAAAGGUUUCGACAUAAAUUUUAAUGAAGAAAAUGUAGCAUCUUUUUAUUUUUAUUUGAAUGAACCAUUUUUUGUUUUUUGUUUUCAUAGUUGUUGAAACCAUUAUUUUUUUCAAUUCCAGAAGGGCGGUCGUCUUUUCCUGGUCGAGCCUUCUGGCCUAAACUACGAGUACAAGGCUUGGGCCGUAGGAAAGCAUCGUCAAGCUGCCAAGGUUCAUUUUCGUCCGUUUUCAUCAAUAUCUAUUUAUUUUUUUCAGGCUGAGAUCGAAAAAUUGAAGCUGGACCAACUCGAUGUUCAAGAUUUGGUCAGAGAGGCCGCCCGUAUCAUUAUCGCCAUUCGUGAUGAAAAUAAGGUCUUUCCAUCUUUCAAUAGGUUUUCAUUCAUGAAUUUUUAUUUCAGGAUAAGGACGUCCAAAUUGAAAUGGGAUGGGUUGGAGAGAACACCAAUGGAAAGCACGAGGUUAGUUUUAUCUAUCCAUUUGUUUUGUUAUAUAAGAUUGAAAUGAUGACUGUGUUAAUUAUUGGAAGGUGGUUUUAACUUUCUCUAGGGAUAAGAAUGUUAUUGGAGUUUUUUGUCAAUCUUUAAAAAAAAUUAGAAGGUAGAAGUGAUGGAGUUGAUUUUUAUUUGCUGGAAUCAGAAAUCUAAGAUCGAGAAAUCGUGAAUUAACGUGAAAAUGAUGAUUUUGGUAAAACUUUUUAUGGAAGGAACAUGACGGUAAUAAGAAUUUUUUUAUUCGUGAUAAAAAUUUUUUUGAAGAUUCAAUCAAUUUUUUUAAUGCAGUUUUUUUGAAUUUUUUUGAGACUUCUUAUUUUUCGUUUUUUUGAUGCGCUUUUUUUGGAGUUGCUAUUUCUGUUCAUUCAAAUUCAAACGCUUAGUUGUUCUAAAAGAAAGUUUGAAUUUUAUGCGCUAAUUAACGUCGGAGAACUCUUGUUUUACACUUUUUCAAGGGAUUUUUUUUCAUAAACGUCUUUCUUCGUUUCAUUUUAAGUAUCAGUUUGGGGUUUUUGUUACGUUUUUCGCUUUUUCAGUUCAGAAUGAAGUUCCAGGAGUUUUUUUUGACUUCUUUGUAUGCUCCAUUGACAAUUUUCAUGUUCUCAUGUCAUUUUAAUAAAAAAAAAUGUAAGAAAAGCUUAUUCUCUAAUUUGAAAUUGCUCUAAUGUCCAUUUUCAUAACUUUUCUGUGUUCAAGGUGGUCCCGGACGACGUUUUGUCGGCGGCAGAAGACUGGGCCAACGCCAAGUUGGAAGAAGACGACAUGGAGGAAUAA
Caenorhabditis auriculariae is the source of this 1819-nucleotide messenger RNA. The record is from the annotation of a GenBank genome assembly. Lineage: Eukaryota; Metazoa; Nematoda; Chromadorea; Rhabditida; Rhabditidae.